GGAUGAAGAGCCGGGGAGCCGGGGCAGGGAGCCGGUGAGGAGGGAGCGGGGCUGCUCCGUAUGCGCGGCUGCCCGGCGCCCCUCACCGCCCCGGAGUCGGGGCGUAGCUCGGCGGCCCGGUGGAGGCGUCGGAGGAGCCACGACGGCUCUGGAGGGGGCAGAGGAAGGCGAACAGGGCUGAGGGUAGCCCAGGAUGGCCGCAGCUUCAUAUGAUCAAUUGUUAAAGCAAGUUGAGGCAUUAAAGAUGGAGAACUCCAACCUUCGGCAAGAGCUAGAGGAUAACUCAAAUCACCUCACAAAACUGGAAACCGAGGCAUCCACUAUGAAGGAGGUACUGAAACAGCUACAAGGAAGUAUUGAAGAUGAGGCAAUGGCAUCUUCCGGACAAAUUGACUUACUGGAACGACUUAAAGAACUGAAUUUGGAAAGCACCAGCUUCGCUGGGGUGAAGUUAAGGCCAAAGAUGUCCGUGCGUUCGUAUGGGAGCCGGGAAGGCUCCGUGUCGAGCCGCUCAGGGGAGUGCAGUCCAGUCCCCAUGGGGUCAUUUCCAAGAAGAGGCUUUAUGAAUGGAAGCAGAGAAAGCACUGGUUACUUAGAAGAGCUAGAAAAAGAGAGAUCUCUGUUGCUUGCGGAGCUUGAGAAGGAAGAGAAAGAAAAGGACUGGUAUUAUGCCCAGCUUCAGAACCUCACUAAAAGGAUUGAUAGUCUCCCCCUUACUGAAAAUUUCUCCUUGCAAACAGAUAUGACCAGAAGGCAGCUGGAGUAUGAGGCCAGGCAAAUCAGAGCUGCAAUGGAAGAACAACUGGGCACUUGUCAGGACAUGGAGAAGCGAGCACAGGCAAGGGUGGCCAGAAUUCAACAAAUAGAGAAGGACAUUCUUCGUAUACGACAGCUCCUGCAAUCACAAGCAGCUGAAGCAGAGAGAACACCUCAAAGCAAGCAUGAGGCAGGUUCCCAUGAUACAGAGAGGCAGAAUGAAAGUCAAGGAGCAGCAGAAAUCAGUGUGGCAACUAGCAGUACUGGUCAGGGUUCUGCUGCUCGAGUGGACCACGAGACAGCCAGUGUUAUGAGCUCUAGUAGUAACUAUUCUGUUCCUCGCAGACUGACAAGUCAUCUGGGUACCAAGGUGGAAAUGGUGUAUUCAUUGUUAUCAAUGCUUGGUACUCAUGAUAAAGAUGACAUGUCAAGAACAUUGCUAGCAAUGUCUAGCUCCCAGGACAGCUGCAUAGCCAUGCGUCAGUCUGGAUGUCUUCCUCUCCUCAUCCAGCUUUUACAUGGCAACGAUAAGGACUCUGUGUUGUUAGGAAACUCCCGUGGUAGUAAAGAGGCCCGUGCCAGAGCCAGCGCAGCACUGCACAACAUCAUUCACUCCCAGCCCGAUGAUAAGCGAGGCAGACGGGAAAUCCGUGUGCUCCAUCUCUUGGAGCAGAUCCGUGCUUACUGUGAAACGUGUUGGGAAUGGCAGGAGGCACAUGAACAAGGCAUGGACCAAGACAAAAACCCAAUGCCUGCUCCAGUGGAUCAUCAGAUUUGUCCUGCAGUGUGUGUUUUGAUGAAACUUUCAUUUGAUGAAGAACACAGACAUGCAAUGAAUGAGCUUGGAGGUCUGCAGGCCAUUGCUGAACUGCUGCAAGUGGACUGUGAAAUGUAUGGACUCACAAAUGAUCACUAUAGUGUUACACUAAGGAGGUAUGCUGGCAUGGCUCUGACAAACCUGACUUUUGGAGAUGUGGCUAACAAGGCCACAUUAUGUUCCAUGAAGGGCUGCAUGAGAGCUCUUGUAGCCCAGCUGAAAUCUGAAAGUGAAGACUUACAGCAGGUCAUUGCAAGUGUGUUGAGGAACUUGUCCUGGCGAGCAGAUGUAAACAGUAAAAAGACUCUAAGAGAAGUUGGAAGUGUGAAAGCAUUGAUGGAAUGUGCUUUAGAAGUUAAGAAGGAAUCCACCCUAAAAAGCGUUCUGAGUGCCUUAUGGAAUUUGUCAGCACAUUGCACUGGGAACAAAGCUGACAUAUGUGCUGUUGAUGGUGCUCUUGCAUUUCUGGUUGGCACACUGACAUACCGGAGCCAAACAAACACUUUAGCCAUCAUAGAAAGUGGAGGAGGAAUACUAAGAAAUGUUUCUAGCCUAAUUGCUACUAAUGAGGACCAUAGGCAAAUCUUGCGGGAGAACAGCUGCUUACAAACCUUGUUACAACACUUGAAGUCACACAGUUUGACAAUAGUUAGUAACGCAUGUGGGACCCUGUGGAAUCUCUCUGCUCGAAAUGCAAAGGAUCAGGAGGCACUGUGGGACAUGGGAGCUGUGAGCAUGCUGAAAAACCUGAUUCACUCAAAACACAAAAUGAUAGCCAUGGGUAGUGCCGCAGCUCUACGGAACCUCAUGGCAAACAGGCCAGCAAAGUACAAAGAUGCCAACAUUAUGUCUCCAGGAUCAAGCCUCCCAUCCCUCCAUGUCAGAAAGCAAAAGGCACUGGAAGCAGAAUUAGAUGCUCAGCAUUUAUCAGAGACUUUUGACAACAUUGAUAACUUAAGUCCAAAAGCAUCUCAUCGCAAUAAGCAGAGACAUAAGCAAAAUAUAUACAGUGAGUAUGUCCUGGACGCCAGCCGCCACGACGAUGGGGUGUGCAGGUCAGAGAGCUUUAAUGCUGGCAAUAUGACUGUGCUCUCACCAUACGUAAAUACUACAGUAUUGCCUGGCUCCUCCAAUAGAGGAAACGCAGAAAAUUCUCGAUCUGAGAAAGACAGGAGUGUUGAAAGGGAUCGAACAGUAGGUUUAAAUACCUAUCAUCAAGCUGCAGAGAGUACUGGCAAUUCCUCUAAGAGAAUAGGAAUGCAGAUUUCUACUGCUGCAGCUCAGAUUGCCAAAGUUAUGGAAGAAGUGACAAGCAUGCACAUUCCACAGGAAGACAGAAGUUCUGGUUCCACUUCUGAAGUACACUGUUUGACAGAAGACAGAAAUGGCCAGAGGAGGUCAGCCUCUGCCCAUACUCACUCAAAUACAUACUUUCCAAAAUCCGAGAACUCAAACAGGACAUGUUCUGUGCCGUAUACAAAAAUGGAAUACAAAAGAGCUUCAAAUGAUAGUUUAAAUAGUGUCAGCAGUAGUGAUGGCUAUGGUAAAAGAGGCCAAAUGAAACCUUCCAUUGAGUCUUACUCCGAAGAUGAUGAAAGUAAAUUCUGUAGUUAUGGCCAAUAUCCAGCUGACUUGGCACACAAGAUUCAUAGUGCAAAUCACAUGGAUGACAAUGAUGAAGAACUAGACACUCCUAUUAAUUAUAGUCUUAAAUACUCAGAUGAGCAGUUAAAUUCUGGAAGGCAAAGUCCAUCCCAGAAUGAAAGAUGGGCAAGGCCUAAACAUAUAAUAGAUGAUGAAAUGAAACAAAAUGAGCAAAGACAGUCAAGGAACCAAAACGCAGCCUACCCUGUGUAUACUGAAAGUGGAGAGGAUAAACACAUUAAAUAUCAGACACCUUUCGGACAGCAGGAGUGUGUUUCUUCCUUUAGAUCAAGAGGAUCCAGUGGCUCAGAUCAGAACAGAGUAGGCCCAACUCUUGGAAUGAAUCAGAAAGUAAACCAGUCCUUGUGCCAGGUUGAUGAUUAUGAUGAUGAUAAGCCAACCAACUAUAGUGAACGUUAUUCUGAGGAGGAACAACAUGAAGAGGAAGACAGACCAACUAAUUACAGCAUAAAGUACAAUGAAGAGGAACAUCAUGUUGAUCAGCCUAUUGAUUAUAGUUUAAAAUAUUCAACAGAGGUUCCAGCACCUUCUCAGAAGCCCUCUUUUACUUUUCCAAAGACUACUUCAGUGCAACUCAAUAAAACUGACCAUAUUCCCCCAAGCAGUGGGAGCACAUCAGCCCCAUCAGCUGGUUCAAAGAGGCAGAACCAGCUUCACCCAAGCUCUGCACAGAGCAGAAGUGGUCAUGCACAGAAGACCGCCUCCUGUAAGACUCCCUCUAUUAAUCAGGAAACUAUACAAACUUACUGCGUGGAAGAUACCCCAAUAUGUUUUUCAAGGUGUAGCUCUUUGUCAUCCUUGUCAUCAGCUGAAGAUGAAAUAGGACGUGAUCAAUCCACACGUGGCACUGAUGCCAAUAACACAUUGCAGAUUGCAGAACUGAAGGAUAACAGUGGGGCUCUACCUACAGAAUGUGCAGCAAGUGAAAUUACAUCAACAGCACAGCACAUCAGAACAAAAUCCACUAGACUUCAGACUUCUAGCUUGUCUCCUUCUGAUUCCUCUAGACAUAAAGCUGUUGAAUUUUCUUCAGGUGCCAAAUCUCCCUCAAAGAGUGGUGCCCAAACUCCUAAAAGCCCACCAGAACAUUAUGUACAGGAAACACCACUCAUGUUCAGCAGAUGUACUUCUGUAAGUUCCCUGGAUAGUUUUGAAAGCCGUUCAAUCGCUAGUUCAGUUCAAAGUGAGCCUUGCAGUGGAAUAGUAAGUGGUAUUAUAAGUCCCAGUGACCUUCCAGACAGCCCUGGACAAACAAUGCCUCCAAGCAGAAGUAAAACACCACCGCCUGCUCAAGGAGUUCAAGUAAAAAGAGAGGGACCUAAAGGAAAAGCAACCACUACAGAGAAGAGAGAGCCUGGUCCUAGACAGGCAGCUGUAAAUGCAGCUGUUCAAAGAGUACAGGUACUGCCAGAUGCUGAUACACUAUUACAUUUUGCCACAGAAAGCACACCAGAUGGGUUUUCUUGCUCUUCUAGCCUGAGCGCUCUGAGCCUUGACGAGCCAUUUAUACAGAAGGAUGCAGAGUUAAGAAUUAUGCCUCCAGUUCAUGAAAACGAGCAUGGUAACGAAGCAGAACCUGAACAGCCAGAGGAUACAAAGGAUAACCAAGAGAAGAAACCAGAGAAGCCACCUGAAGCAGAAAAAGACAUUCUGGAUGAUUCUGAUGACGAUAUUGAAAUACUGGAAGCGUGUAUUAUUUCUGCAAUGCCAACGAAGUCUUCACGUAAAGCCAAAAAGCCUUCUCAAGCAUCUGCUCCAAAAAUACCUCCUCCUGUAGCCAGAAAGCCUAGCCAGUUGCCAGUUUACAAACUUUUGCCUUCACAAAGCAGAUUGCAAUCACAAAAGCACGUGACUUUUACACCAGGAGAUGAUAUGCCACGGGUAUAUUGUGUUGAGGGUACACCAAUAAAUUUUUCAACAGCUACAUCUCUGAGUGACCUGACAAUAGAAUCCCCCCCGAGUGAGCUGGCCAAUGCAGACAAUGUCGGUGUGGGAGCAGAGUCAGGGGAGUUUGAAAAGCGGGACACCAUUCCUACAGAAGGCAGAAGUACUGAUGAUUCUCAGAGAGCAAAAAGCUCAGCUGUGACUCCCCUUGGCCUGGAUGACGACAAAACAGAAGAGGGUGACAUUUUGGCUGAGUGCAUUAACUCAGCUAUGCCAAAAGGAAAAAGUCACAAACCUUUCAGAGUGAAGAAGAUAAUGGAUCAAAUUCAACAAGCAUCUUCAUCUCCAAGUAAUAAAAACCAACCAGAAGGUGAGAAAAAGAAGCCAACAUCACCAGUAAAGCCUGUUUCCCAAAACAAUGAAUAUAGAGCACGUGUGCGAAAAAGCAUAGAACCCAAAAGCAAUGCUAGUAAUGAAAGAGGCUAUCCAGAGAAUAGAGAUGCAAAGAAACAGAAUCUUAAAAAUAAUUCAAGAGAGUUUCAUGACAAAUUGCCAAAUAAUGAAGAGCGUGUAAGAGGAAGCUUUGCAUUUGAUUCCCCUCAUCAUUAUACACCUAUUGAGGGAACUCCUUACUGUUUUUCACGGAAUGAUUCCCUGAGUUCUUUAGAUUUUGAUGAUGAUGAUGUUGACCUUUCAAGGGAGAAGGCAGAAUUAAGAAAAGGAAAAGAAGGAAGGGAAAUUGAAAGUAAAGAGUGCUCUAAUGCAGAGCAAUCUUCAAAUCAGCAACCAAGUAACAGGACACAAGUUUGUCAAAAACACCCAGUGGGCAGAAGCCAGACAAAAACUUUCUCUCAGCCAACUAAAGACAUUCCAGACAGAGGAGCAGCUACAGAUGAGAAAAUGCAGAAUUUUGCUAUUGAAAACACACCUGUUUGUUUUUCUCGCAAUUCAUCUCUUAGCUCCCUCAGUGAUAUUGAUCAAGAAAACAAUAACAGCAAAGAAGGGGAACCUGCAAAAUGUUCUGAGGCUCCCGAGCCACAGGUGGAAUCCAACAGACCACAGACUUCUGGUUAUGCACCUAAAUCAUUUCAUGUUGAAGAUACUCCUGUGUGCUUCUCUAGAAACAGCUCUCUGAGUUCUCUUAGCAUUGACUCAGAAGAUGAUCUUCUGCAGGAAUGCAUUAGUUCUGCUAUGCCUAAAAAGAAAAAGCCCUCAAGAAUGAAGAGUGAUGGUGAAAAAAAUAAUUCCAGAAACACAGGUGGUAUACUAGCUGAAGAUUUAACACUGGAUUUAAGAGAGAUACAAAGGCCAGAUUCAGAACAUGGUUUUUCACCCGAUUCAGAAAACUUUGACUGGAAAGCUAUACAAGAAGGUGCAAAUUCUAUAGUUAGUAGCUUGCAUCAAGCUGCAGCUGCUGCAUCACUGUCUAGACAAGCUUCAUCAGACUCUGACUCUAUCCUUUCACUAAAAUCUGGUAUUUCGCUAGGGUCACCAUUUCAUCUUACCCCAGACCAAGAAGAAAAACCUUUCACUAGUAAUAAAGGUCCAAGAAUUAUUAAGCCAGGAGAGAAGAGUACACUGGAGUCUAAAAAAGUAGAAUCAGAAAGUAGGGGAAUCAAAGGAGGGAAGAAAGUGUAUAAAAGUAUGAUCACAGGAAAAGCACGCUCUAAUUCAGAAGUUUCAAGUUUGAAGCAACCACAACAGACAAGCGUGCCUUCAAUUUCACGUGGUAGAACAAUGAUCCAUAUUCCAGGACUUCGAAAUAGUUCUUCAAGUACUAGUCCUGUUUCCAAAAAAGGACCCCCACUCAAAAACAUGAACUCCAAAAGUCCCAGUGAAGGCCAAAGUUUGACUAGUUCUCCAAGAGGAGCCAAAUCAUCAGUGAAACCUGAGCCAGCUCCUGUGACUAGGCAGCCAUCAGGGUUGAACCAGAGUGGAUCAAGUAAAGGACCUUCUAGAUCAGGAUCUAGAGACUCCACUCCUUCUAGACCUCAACAGCAGCCAUUAAGUAGGCCUCUGCAAUCUCCUGGACGAAAUUCCAUUUCCCCAGGAAGAAAUGGUAUCAGUCCUCCCAACAAACUGUCACAGUUGCCAAGAACAUCAUCUCCUAGCACAGCUUCAACUAAAUCCUCAAGUUCAGGCAGAAUGUCAUACACACCACCAGGAAGGCAGAUGAGCCAGCAAAACCUUACAAAGCAAACUGCCUUACCUAAGAGUACCAGUAGCAUUCCACGAAGUGAGUCUGCUUCAAAGGGGUUAAACCAAACUCUCAACACCAGUGGAUCAAACAAAAAGACUGACCUAUCCAGAAUGCCAUCCACAAAGUCUAGUGGAAGUGAAUCUGACAGAUCUGAGAGACCUGUUCUCGUUCGUCAGUCAACUUUUAUUAAAGAGGCUCCGAGCCCGACUCUGAGACGGAAAUUAGAAGAGUCAGCUUCAUUUGAAUCUCUGUCACCUUCCAGGCCAGAUUCUCCCACAAGGUCCCAACUGCAGACCCCAGUUUUAAGUCCUUCUCUUCCUGAUAUGUCUUUAUCCACUCAUUCACCUGCCCAGAGUAGUGGUUGGCGAAAAUUAGCUCCUAAUCAGAGCCCUACCAUAGAAUAUGAUGGGAGACCAGCAAAGCGUCAUGACAUAGCUCGUUCCCAUUCUGAGAGUCCGUCUAGGCUGCUGAUCAACCGAUCAGGAACAUGGAAGCGUGAGCACAGUAAGCAUUCCUCAUCACUUCCUCGUGUAAGCACUUGGCGAAGAACUGGAAGUUCCUCCUCAAUCCUGUCAGCUUCUUCAGAAUCCAGUGAAAAGGCAAAAAGUGAAGAUGAAAAGCAGCAUGGAGGUUCCCUCCCUGGACACAAGCAAAGUAAAGAAAGCCAAGCACCAGCAAAAGGUACUUGGAGAAAAAUAAAAGAAAAUGAAAUUCCUCAGAUAAUGAAUGAUCCUCAGCAUUCUUCUUCGGGUGCCACAAAUGGCUCUGAUUCCAAAACCCUCAUCUAUCAGAUGGCUCCAGCUGUCUCUAAGACAGAGGAUGUGUGGGUGAGGAUAGAGGAUUGCCCAAUUAACAACCCUCGAUCUGGAAGGUCCCCAACUGGAAAUACUCCCCCUGUUAUUGACAGUAUUUCAGAGAAAGGGGGUGUGAAUGGUAGAGAUCCUAAAGAGAUUCAAGAAAAGCAAACCCCAGGGAAUGGAGGUGUUCCUGUUCGUACCGUUGGCUUAGAAAACCGUCUGAACUCUUUCUUUCAGAUAGACAGUCCAGACAAGAAAGGCACUGAAACAAAGCCUCUGCAGAAUAAUGCCGUUCCUGCACCAGAAAUUAACGAAAGUACUGUUAGUGAGCGUACUCCAUUCAGUUCCAGUAGCUCAAGCAAGCACAGCUCCCCCAUUGGUGCUGUGGCAGCAAGGGUGACUCCUUUCAACUACAACCCGAGCCGCAGGAAGAGCAGCGUGGACAAUAGUUCUGCUCGGCCCUCACAGAUACCAACCCCAGUGAAUAACAGCACCAAGAAACGUGACACCAAGUCUGAAAACACUGACUCCAGUGGAACACAAAGCCCUAAACGUCACUCUGGCUCUUACCUGGUAACUUCUGUUUAAGUGCAACAAAAAAAAAAAAAAAAAAAAAAAAAAAAAAAAAAAAAAGUAAAA
Molecule: messenger RNA, 8758 nt
Organism: Vidua chalybeata
Lineage: Eukaryota; Metazoa; Chordata; Aves; Passeriformes; Viduidae
Gene: APC
Product: APC regulator of WNT signaling pathway
Exons: 16
Coding region: 194-8707 (2837 amino acids)
Biological process (GO): negative regulation of canonical Wnt signaling pathway; cell migration; cell fate specification
Cellular component (GO): beta-catenin destruction complex; cytoplasmic microtubule; catenin complex
Molecular function (GO): gamma-catenin binding; beta-catenin binding; microtubule binding
Source: RefSeq, a predicted model, not a curated record